GGGGGCGGGGAUAACAUGUAACCGAAGAGCACAAAUGUUCCUGAAGGGAUUCCUCGGAUUUUCCAACAUAAAAAAAUAAAAUAAAAUAAAUAAAAUAUAACUUUAGCAAAAUUUAAGAGGAAGGGCCGGGCUCCUACCCCCCACCUCUACCCUCCCCCUCUACCCUCCCCCCCCCCAGAUCCUCUACUUUUGGCACAAAUACACUUUAAAUAUUUACGUUAUUUACCAACCAAGUAAUUUAUAAGCGGAAGUGACGACACAGUCUCGUUUUGCAGGUGCCCCUGUUAUGUAUUGUUUUGUUGUUGCUAUGAGAAGGUGUUUGGAGGAACGAUGUUGUGAUCACAAAUAACACCACAAACUGUCUUUUUUUAACGGUGGUCACAUAAUCUGUGCUCUUCUAUCACAAUUUUUAAAAAAUGGCCAGCUACCUCAGGGAACUAAAUCGAGACGGUCUACCGUUAAUAUCUGGAACGAGACGAACAGCCUUUGAAAGUACAACUACAAACACUGCCAAUGCAAGGAAAAUCCGCGCCUUAGAACAAGAACUCGCGCUAGCACAUGGAUACCGCUCGUCAUCCCCAACUGCAGGGAUACUCAGAUACGACACAUCUACACAAGCCAGACGAUCCGCAAAUGAGCUUGAAGAGCAAUUGAGAUCAUACAGGGAAGAACUAAGGAAAAAAGAUGCACUUAUUCAACACUUGGCCAGUGUGGAUUCAGCCCCAACGAUACACCAUUCUCCAGAUAUCAGGCUGGAUACCUUGUACCAAGCAGAUAGGGGUUUGUUGGACACGACCCGUGGAGAACUGGCGGCGAUGCAGGUUAAAUUCGACAGACUGUCUAUACAGCUUCGAGAUGCUGAGAAUGAGUUGGAAGUGAAAACAGUUAAGAUAAAGGAAUUGCAAGCCAUCAUGGAUUCGAAUCGAUCGAAUGAGAUGAGAUUAAGUGAGCUGGUUCAGACAUUAAAGGACCGUGUUCGAGAGCUGGAGGACAAGGCCGGGUCGUACGAAUCAGUGGCAGGCCGCAGUGAGCUGGCUGUGCACUCUCUACAGCACGACUAUCGAGACCAGCAGGAGAGGGUGCAGGAACUGGAGACCAGGUUGAGAAAGCAGCUGGAGGAAAGGGAGGCUGCCGAGUCACGUUCACAUGUGAGUGAGAGGAAGUUGGCGGACAUCAUCUCACAAAUCAGUGGACUUCUACGCACAGACUCAUACCUCGAUCUAGACCCAUCAGAGAUUUCCGUCGACAUUGUCGUUAGAAAAGUUACGGACUUAAUGCAGGAGAACGCCAUGUUGAAGGGUAAGCUGUUGAACUUGAACGAGGCACUGACGAGCACAGAGUUGGAAACAAAGGCGAGCAGGGAGACCAUCAUGAGGCUGGUGUCGGAGGUGGGCCGGGAGCAGAAGGUUGCCACGCGGUACACUGCAGAGCUCGAGAACAUCAGGAUGGAACGAGACAAUGCACUGGCAGGAAAACGCGACAUGGAGCGUGAGAUCGACAUAAUGAAGGAACGACUCAAUGCGACUCAGCGAUCUCUGGAAGCGACACAGCAGGAACUAGAGCUGCGUCAAGGGCGACUCAGCCACCUGGACCGUGAAGUGCGCGAGACAUCUCACAAUGUUCACAGCACAGCCACACAGUACAGCCUAUUCCGGGAGCAGAUUGCGGCACUGCUUAGCAACGCAUAUACAGCCGUACACCCCAGUGAGGACAGCAUCAAGGAUGCAGUCAGGAACAUGAUGCACAAUAAUAAGGAACUCGAACAACAAGCCGAGUCGUUGGAUUCCCGAGUGAGAGUUUUGUCUGAACAGCUGGAGAACCAGAUACAACUUCAGCGUGAGAGUAAUCUUCGCGCCAAGCAGGCGGAAUCUGAUCUCAUGGACAUGCAGGCCCGACUACGCAGUGCCGAGGGGGAGCUGGUGGCUGGGGAUGUACUGAGGGACGGAUUCAAAACAGACAAAGAGACAUAUUUAAGAAUCCUGCAGAGACUGGGUGAGAAAAUGAAGAUGGAUCGCAUCUCCGUGGACCUGGGUUUGGACAUGACAAUGGAUGCGCUGAUAGCACGCGCAGAGCAGCUGGUGAAGCUGGAGAAUGAGGCGCUGGCCGGCCGCAGCACCCAGGUGUACAACCUGCAGCGUAAGGUCAAGGGUCUGCGGGAACAGCUGGAGAGCAAGGAGCUGCACAUCGACCUGCUGCGAAAGAAGAUGUCCACAUUGGAGGAGCGGCUGCAUGGGCGUGGGGACCUGCUCAAGGAGCGCGACAACGAGAGCCUUCGGACGAGGAAGCUCGAGAAGCUGGUAGACAAGUACAAGCUGCAGCUCAACGACACCAGGCAGGAGCUCAUCAACAUGAAGGCUCAGCUACUCGGGUCAUCAGAACUCCAGAUGAGGACUAUAGAACAGAGAAAAGACAUAGAAGAACUGGCCAAACAAGUGGAGGAGCUUGAGACCCUCCGGCGCCGGCAGGCCCACAAGAUCAGUGAACUGAAGAGCGAGUGCAAAGACCAUGCGUCUACGUACCAGGAGAAACAGGUGGUGUCGGAGAAUGCUGUACACGCUCUCUCCAGUGAGCUGCGGUCCACGAAGAACACGUUAGAUAUCAUACAGCAGAGAGAGAAACAGUUGGUUGAUUUCCGCAACGUUGUGUCGAGAAUGCUUGGUCUGGACAUGAACACUCUGGCUGUGCCCGACUAUGAGAUCAUCUCUCGUCUUGAGAAACUCAUCGGUGCUCACCACGCCCAGGUCUUCACAACGACCAACCUCGAGGAAGCUCUGGCAGACAUGGAAGAUGGCUUUGUCAGCGAUUACGAUGCUUCCCGUCGGAUCAUCGAGGGGACCGAUCCGCUCAUCAAACGCUCACGCGACCGGUCGAGGCGCAAGGCAGCCAAGGCGCAACUGAGAGCACGCUCACUGUCACCUCAGAGACGGGUGCGCGUGGCGGUCGAUCCGAGGGCUUACUAACUGGUGUAUUCACAAUCAAAAACAACAUAGCUUUAGUAUGACGCUCCUGUGAAAUAUCAGGGUUUUAUCAUGGGCACUGGGGGUUUAAUAUCUGUAAAGACAAAAACAAGAAUAAAAAGUUUGAAAUGUUAUAUUAUUCAACAUUGGGGUAAAACAAGAAUGACGAGUUUGAUUGAUAUGUCAUCUGAAUCAACAGAUCCCUAUAUUAAUACUGAAUCAGCAUUGGGCAUUGAGGACAAAACAGGAAUAACAUGAGCUGUUAAUUGAAUCAGCAGAUUUUUGUAUUAACACAGAAUCGGCAGAUUUCUGUGUUGAUAUUGAAUCAGCAGAUUUCUGUGUUAAUACUGAAUCAGCAGAUUUCUGUGUUAAUAUUGAAUCGGCGGACUUCUGUGUUAAUACUGAAUCAGCAGAUUUCUUUGUUACCAUUGAAUCAACAUCAUAAUAGUCAAUUUUAAUGCUAUAUAUUUGACCAGAAUAUAUUUUAAAGUCACUGUUCAAAGUUUUCAAAGUUUUCAAAGUCCUUUGUACUUUAACCAAUGUUGAUAUAUUGGCAUAAUAUUUGGUUUGAAAAGUAUCAAGACUUUAUUGGUAACCUUUAAAAAAAAAUUAACUAUAGCAAAAUCUUAAAAAUUAAUGUUGAAAUGAAAAUGCGAUGAUAAAAACAAUUAUAUGAUAAAAAAACAAACCUUGUAGAGAAUUCUGUGAUAUAUGUUCUAUCAUUCCUUAUUAGUACUGUUAUUUCAUUAUUACCACCAUACUUGAUUAAACUUUGUACAGUUGUUAGAAAUGUUUUAUUACAAAGUUAUUCUUCAUUCAAAUGUUAUAUGCUCCAAUACCUGUCUAGUUUAAUACAUGUAUGUUUAUAAGUUCAGUAUGAUACAUUUAUUAUUUAUGUAGAUGUACUUUGUAUUGUUAUAGUGUGCCUUUAGUACAACGACAUGAUUCAUAUUUACAUAUUUUGUACAUGUAUAUUUAUUUUAUCAUUUUGACUUUUAUUGAUUUAUGAUUCAAAUAUUUACACAAUAGUGAUAGUAAUGUUGCUAUUUGAUGAUUACAUAUACCCUAGAACACAUGAUAUAACGAGAUGAGGAUAAGUAUGGAUAAUCUGUGCCAGAACCAAAAGAUCAUGCCCUGUGCUUAUAAACCUUUUAGAGUCCAGACUCCAUCUUUAAUGACGUCACACACAUACAAUUUGUAUGGCGUUGUCAUGACAUUAGUGUGUCUGACUCUAUUAAGAGUUUCAAGUCUAGACUAAAAAAAUUAUAAGCACCAAACCAGAUCUAUUCUAUAGACCUGUGGUAUUAGCUCCUUUAAGAAAACGUGUGAUGUUUAGAUAUUGCAUGAAGUAAUUUAAUUUGUAAGAUAACGUAAAAUGAUUAAUCAAUACCUCAAGAUACCCACUUUUCCUUGUUCCUUUUCAGUAAGGUGUAUGGGUAAUAAUGACCAACUGAUUGAUGGGGAAUAUAAUUAUUUAAUAUGUUAACUGCACAAAGAUAGGUCAUGUCAAAUUAUUGGGGGAAAAGCAGGAGAAGCAUGGGUUAGAAAACAAAAUGUGUUUUUUUACCAGAGUUAUCCCCCUUAUUGAGCACAGUUAAGAGAUAUAUGUAUAUACAUGUAUAUAUUUAUUACAUUGUUUUUAAUUUAUAACUAUAUUUCUUUCACUAGUUAUUAAGACAAUUGAAUCUUGUAGGAAGGUAGAAAUCAAAUUAUAUCUAUAUGUGUCAGAUUUCAAAAAAUAUUUGUUUUUCAUAUUCAGUUAAUUCAUCAAUUGUUCAUCUAAUCUGUAUGACGUGAUUUUUCUUCCAACAUAAACCAUUAUGAAUGAUGCAGUCAUUUUCUACUUAUCAUUUAGUUUGUUUCAUUAACUGGGGUAACCAAGCAUUGGUUUUUGCAGUUAGGUAUACUUCACCAUAAGUAUAAAUAAAGACUGAACUUGUUUUUUAUGGGUUCACCAUGUUUAAACAAACUAUUUAUCCUUUAAUACUUUGCUGUCCUGAAUUUUGUCACAAUGUUAUAUCUUAUAUUUUUUUCUCUUAACAGUAACUAAUACUUAUAGAAUUAAUAUUUUAAUCCUGUUGUCUGUUCAUUUUAAGCAAUGGUUUUAAUUCUGUUGUCUGUUUAUUUUGAUGCCUGAUUAUCAUGUUUUAUUUCAGUGAUAUUUCGUCCUUUGUUACUGUGAUCUGUUUUUAUACAUACAUACAUACAUCUGCCUUUACUAUGUAUAUGUCAUAGACACGGUGCUUUACUGUCUCUCUCCUCGUCAAUGAGAUAAAAUAUUUGUAGGGUU
Gigantopelta aegis is the source of this 5247-nucleotide messenger RNA. RefSeq names its product coiled-coil domain-containing protein 170-like. The record is from RefSeq and is a predicted model, not a curated record. The transcript has 12 exons. Bases 417 to 2960 code for a protein of 847 amino acids. Lineage: Eukaryota; Metazoa; Mollusca; Gastropoda; Neomphalida; Peltospiridae.